Molecule: messenger RNA, 3992 nt
Organism: Brienomyrus brachyistius
Lineage: Eukaryota; Metazoa; Chordata; Actinopteri; Osteoglossiformes; Mormyridae
Product: coronin-1C-A
Exons: 11
Coding region: 8-3022 (1004 amino acids)
Biological process (GO): neural crest cell migration; actin filament organization
Molecular function (GO): actin filament binding
Source: RefSeq, a predicted model, not a curated record
AACAAGGAUGGCAGAUAUUGAGCUCAACUCAGAGGUUAUUUGGGAAAAAGUCUCAAUGGAAGAAGGAGAUAAAGCAAGCUCUGUCUCAAACCUACCAGAAAGUGAAGAUGCAAAUUCGGCAGUACCGACCACCUCAGGGAACGGGCCUGCAAGACCGUCAGAUGGGGGCAACCCCAAUUCUGAAAGUCAUGCUGACAUAAAGACUGAAGUUACAAAGGCCACAGCCGACGGUCUUCUCUCUCGUACCACCGUCCAUAAGGGUGAUAUGCAAAGAGGACAGACAGGACCAUCACAAGGGGAUGAAGUGCACAAAGAUGGCAUCCCUGGGUCUGAAAUUCACUCUGGAGCGGAAACAGACACGGCUGGGGCAUUCCCCUCGGGUGUCCCGUUUGACCGAGUCUCACUGAAGAAGAGGGCCAAGGCGAAAGGGCCUCCACCACCUGUUCCAAAAAAGCCGAAAAUGCCUCACGGGCAUAUGCAAGCCUUGGAGGCUCAGAGGAUUCGGAGGCAUGACCUGCAUUCCGACAGCGAGAGGGAUGCCGAGAGGACCAUGACGCCCUAUGAGAUAGAAUCGCCAGAAGAACUGAUGGAAGUAAACCAGCUAAGACGGCGUGAUCUGGUGUUAGUGGGCAGCGCCUUUACAAUCCCUUCAGACCACUUUAACCCUGAUGUAGAAGAUCCUGCAUCAUCCCAGCCUGAUUUUAAGGAGUAUGAGAAUAUAAAGGAUGGUCCAGGGGUGACAUGGGAGAACGAGCCAGACCAUCUCGCUUUUGCCGCCUGCUUGCCGGAGUCUAUCGGGGUGAGGAGAUCACGCAACAGGACGAGGGCAGAUGUCGCGGGAGCAGAUUACUGCAGGGGGACUACUCAUAUGGACUUAGUCUCCAUUCUGUCUGAAGGUGAGCUAGCAAAUGUUGCUCAUUUUGGGCCGGAAACAUACUCAGAAAAAAGACAAAGAACACAAUAUGAUGACAGUCACAGUGAUUUUGGGGGCCACAACAAUGUGGAGGGAAGAGGACUAAGAACAGCUUUUGAUAGAGGCAAUCAGAUGAUGGGAUAUCAGCAGGAAACAGACAUUCCCCCCGAUGUAGAUUUAAUGGGGUAUGACAUCGCCUUCUUGGGGGAUUUGCAUUACUUGCCAGAAAGGAGGGUGAAGGGCCCCCCUCCGCCUGUCCCCAAAAAGCCCAAAUUACGUCUACCUCUAUCUGAAGUUGACCGCUACCUAGCCUUGCUUUUGGCUGACUCAGAGGCAGACCCACAGUCUAUGAACCUGUACAGCCCGGAGCCUGAUCUCAAGCUACAGGACACAGGGACUGAGAUGGAGCAGGUUUCCAGGCCCGACUCGAGGAGCACAAGCCCUGCUCGGGCUGAGGCCAAGCCCAGCCUUGCUGUCCCCAAAGCCCGCGUCCCGCACGGUCCCAGGGACGUUCCUGGGCUCCUCAAGGAGACAAUUCAGAUACAAGAAAAGAGUAAGAGCUGGAUGAGGCUUGAAGAGGCAAGGAAGGGCGAGCAGACUGUGAAGGUGGCACAGAUGAAGAGUGCCUUUGACCCCCCAAAGAAGUCGGCAGUACCUGAGACGGCUUCUGCACCAAAAAAGGACAUGUUCAGGCGAGUCGUCCGGCAGAGCAAGUUCCGCCACGUCUUCGGCCAGGCGGUAAAGAACGAUCAGUGCUACGACGACAUCCGCGUGUCGCGCGUCACCUGGGACAGCUCCUUCUGCGCCGUCAAUCCAAAGUUUGUGGCCAUCAUCAUCGAGGCCAGCGGGGGCGGAGCCUUCCUAGUCCUCCCAUUGCACAAGACUGGUCGCAUCGACAAGUCGUACCCCACGGUGUGCGGGCACACGGGGCCCGUGCUGGACAUCGACUGGUGCCCCCACAAUGACCAGGUCAUCGCCAGCGGCUCCGAGGACUGCACAGUCAUGGUGUGGCAGAUUCCGGAAAAUGGCCUGGCCAGCUCCCUGUCCGAGCCAGUGGUGGUGCUGGAGGGGCAUUCCAAGAGGGUUGGCAUUGUGACGUGGCACCCGACAGCCCGGAAUGUUUUGCUCAGCGCGGGUUGCGAUAACCUGAUCAUCAUCUGGAACGUGGGCACGGGUGAGGCGUUGAUCAACCUGGAGGACAUGCACCCCGACGUCAUCUUCAGCGUCUGUUGGAACCGCAACGGCAGCCUCAUCUGCACGGCCUGCAAGGACAAGAAGGUCCGCGUCAUCGACCCGCGCAAGGAGCAGAUCGUGGCGGAGAAGGACAAGGCACACGAAGGAGCCCGGCCUAUGAGAGCCAUCUUCCUGGCUGACGGACAAGUCUUCACCACGGGCUUCAGCCGAAUGAGCGAACGGCAGCUGGCGCUGUGGAACCCGCGGAACAUGGACGAGCCCGUCACCGUGCACGAGAUGGACACCAGCAAUGGUGUCCUGCUACCCUUCUAUGACCCCGACACCAACAUGGUCUACCUGUGUGGGAAGGGGGACAGCAGCAUCCGGUACUUCGAGAUCACGGACGAGGCUCCCUUCGUCCACUACCUCAACACCUUCAGCACCAAGGAGCCCCAGCGGGGCAUGGGAUUUAUGCCCAAGAGGGGUCUCGACGUUAACAAGUGUGAAAUCGCCAGGUUUUACAAACUGCACGAGAGGAAGUGUGAGCCGAUCAUAAUGACCGUACCCAGGAAGUCGGACCUGUUCCAGGAUGAUUUGUACCCCGAUACGUCUGGACCAGACUGCGCCCUGGAGGCGGAGGAAUGGUUUGGGGGCAAGAACGGGGACCCGAUCCUCAUCUCCCUAAAGCAUGGCUACAUCCCUGGCAAGAACCGUGAUCUCAAGGUGGUCAAGAAGAAUGUUCUAGAGAACAAGCCGGCCAAGAAGACUGAGAACACGGCGCCUGCCCACAAGCCCGUGUCCUCCACCCCAUCUAUACAAAGCGAGGCCAAGCUGGAUGAGAUCCUGAAAGAAGUGAAAACCCUCAGGGACCUCAUCGGCAAUCAGGAGAAGAGAAUCGCCAAACUCGAGGAUCAGAUGUCCAAGAUUUCAAUCUAAGGACCCCACCCAGCCAGUACCCAACUCUCUCUCUCUCUCUCUCUCUCUCUCCUCCCAAUCCCAUCGCCUCCACCAUCAUUCAGGACAAUCCAUUGGCUGGGAAUGGCAGGGUGGGCGGGGCCUCUCACUGCCAGUCAUGACGACAGCAUUUGGCUUGAAGCCUACCCGGCCGGGAUCCAGACAACAUUCCAAUAUGGACCUUUUCCUUACCUUAAACCUCCCCCCCCCCCCCCCCCCCUACAAAAAACAGGGGCGUGGAGAGUAAAACAAACUUGCAGUCGAUUGUCUACCUUUUAAUUGGGGAUGGGGUCAAAACGUACAUUUUAAUAACUGGCAGUUUUUCUUUUUUCAUGGUCUUACUUUAUUAUUUUUUAAUUGUGACCAAGAACAUUCUGACGUGAACAAUUUGUACUUACUGUGGUAUACUCAGAUGUUAUAUACAUGCAGAAUACAGCUAUCAGUAUUGCAUUUUCCCUUAACGUUGCCAAAUUUGAAUGUUUUGUUUACAUUGCUCCCUUACAGUAUUUUGUUGGCUUUUUUCCUGCAUUCCAUGUGUUCUAUAAGGGACAAUGCAACGGGAUGGUAUAGAUCUAUGGAUUUUCCUACUAUAAAGCUCACAGUAGGAAAUAUUAGUUUUUUUUUUUUUACUCGGCUUACUGGGGGGAACAAUGUUCUGUUGGAUGAUAGUAAUUUUCUUUUUCCUUGUCCAUUUCUUCGAUUUUAACUGUAUGCUAUGGAGGCACCGUUAAAAUGGAUGGCCUGUCUUCUGUAACCGUUUUGCCGUGAGCCUAUCCGCGUCCCCCCCACCCCGACGGCUCUGUGAGGUGUUGUCGGCAGCAGGGAGGUGCGCAGAUCUGUUGCCAGGGCGAUGACGUGUUCUCGGGGGACUUCUGUGAGCACGUGCAUCUAGUAAACAGCCUCCGGCCACCAUCUGUGCAUGCAAUAAAGAUUUUACUCGUGGAAAAACGAA